AUGGCCGAAUCAGUGAUCCCACUGAAAUGCACGUGCAACAACUAUCCCUGGGGCAAGAAGGGCAAGGAGUCAUUGGCAGCGCGCCUUUGCUCCAGGACAAACCCGGAUUUCCAGAUUGACGACUCGAAGGAGUAUUCGGAAAUGUGGUUCGGGACAUACCCCGAACUCCCCUCCUACUCCCUCAAAACGGGCCAAGACUUGCAGCAGAUCCUGAACGAGCACAAAGACGCUCUGAUCGGCAAGAAGGUCUGCGACAAGUUCGGUGCCGACCUACCGUUUCUGCCCAAGAUUCUGUCCAUCGCAAAGGCCCUUCCCCUGCAGAUCCAUCCAGACAAACGCCUCUCAGAGAAACUACACAAGGAAGACCCCGACAAAUUUUCAGAUCCGAACCACAAGCCCGAGAUCGCUGUUGCGUUGUCCAAAUUCGAGGCAUUUGUCGGCUUCAAACCCCACGCCGAGGUCCAGGAACUGAUGCAGCUGGAGGCGUUGGCGCGGUUCUUGCCCACCCGGGCGGAUGGGGUCGACGUGAGUGACGACGAGCUACUGCGGCAGAUCACCACCAAUAUGCUCAAGGCGGACGAGGAGACGGUUGAGUCGACGAUGAAGGAACUGCAGGCCACGUCCAAGGGCGAGCUGGGGAGACACGCGUAUAUCCUCGAUCUGGCACCUAGAUUGCAGGACCAGUACGGCGUCACGGACAAUGGCAACCUCGUCGCACUGGUGUGCAUGAAUUACCUUGUCCUUGACGCCGGUGCAGCGAUCUACAUUCCCGCCGAUGGUAUUCACGCGUACCUCUCCGGCGACAUUGUCGAGUGCAUGGCACGGUCCAACAACGUAAUCAACACGGGAUUUUGUCCGCGGGCGGACCGCGACUCGGUCGACUUGUUCGCCAGGUCGUUGACAUUCAAGCAGCACGAUCCGAACGAACCGAUCCUGGACAGGAGACGGAGCGAGAAGAGCGGGAAUGGCAAGACCGUCGAGUUUAACCCGCCGAUGAGUGAGUUCAACAUGCUCGUUACGGAGCUGUCCGGUGGGGAGCGAGAGAAGAACAAGCCGAUCGACGGCCCGAGUACCUUGAUUGUGACGAGCGGAAGUGGGAAGUUAAAUGCCGGCGGCCAGGAGUAUGAUCUCCAGGAGGGGAGUAUUUUCUUCGUGGGCCAGGGGGUCGAAGUCGACUAUUCUGCGGGCGACAAGCUGGCUGUGUACCGAGCCAUCUUUCGCAUCCCAGCGCCGCCUCGACGGCGGAAAAGGAAAAGUACAGAAGAAACGAUCCAGGCCCGCCUCAGACACUAUGAAAUUCUCCUGCGCGAGCAGGGCAUCGACCCAGCUUCUCCAACGCAUGCUCCUAGUAAGACCGAGACGACUUCCACCCCGGAAGACGGUGAUCAGUGUGAUACAGUGGUCUCCAAACCCAAGGAACCGGUCAAUUGGGCACCGGGUUCCGCGGAAGGAAAGUUGAUUGUCGACCAGGGGAGAUCUCGCUUCAUCGAAAACAAGUUAUGGGUGACUGUCAGCGAAGAGCUCCAUCACAGCAAAGAUGCAAUCCCCGACAGCGAGACAGAGGAUGAGCUGGAGACGCCGGCCGAAGAUGGCGCCGACUUCGUGCUGGGAAUGACCUCCUCGCCGAACCAGACGGUCAACUUGCACCCCAGCACCGACCAUAUUCUGAGGUUAUGGCAGCUCUUCCUCACUAACGUCAACCCACUAGUGAAGAUCAUCCAUCAGCCCAGCAUGCAGCGCGUCAUCGAGGACGCGACGAGUGACCUAGGACACAUCCCCCGGGGGCUUGAAGCGCUCAUGUUCUCUAUCUAUGCUGCCGCUAUCCAUUCCAUGCGGGAUGGUGAGUGUCUAGCAACGUUUGGCGAAGCUCGGUCAACUUUACAAUCUAGAUAUCGUCUGGGUGUGCGGCGCUCAUUGACAAGAGCUCAUUUCAUGGGUUCCUCGGACAUUCUUGUCCUGCAAGCAUUGGUGAUAUAUCUCCUCGCCGUGCGGCAAGAACUCGACGCCCGGACAUUGUGGACAUUGGCCGGUGUCUCCAGCCGCAUGGCCCAAGGAAUGGGCGUCCAUCGCGAUGGUGCUGUCCUUGGCCUCCCGCCUUUUGAGACGGAGAUGCGCCGCCGCUUAUGGUGGCAAAUCAACCUGCUGGACUUCAAGGCCGCCGAGCUGAGCGGCUUCGGCGGCUUCAACUCGAUGCGCUGGUGGAACACAAAGACGCCCUCGAACGUUAACGACGCAGACAUGUGGCCCGGCAUGCAGGAACCUCCUGUCGAGCAUGUCCGGCCCACAGAGAUGGUCAUCUGCCUGCUGCAUUACGAGAUGGGCGGGUUCUGGAGGAAGAAGCUGACCCAAGCCGGGAUCGCCGAGGAAGAUCUGUCCCGAGCCAUGACCCACUGGGUGACGACCAAGACGGUGGCCGAAAAAGACGUCUUUGUCGACGAAUUCCAGGCCAAUCUCGAAGAGAGAAUCCUGCGAUAUUGCGACCCGUCUGUCCCGCUGGAGAUGAUGGCCCUGAUCAUCGGCCGCAUGAUGUGUAAGAGCGUUCGAUUCAUGGCGCACCAUCCCCGCCGCUAUGUCAGCGAGAAGGACAUCCCGGAGAGUGAGCGCCACUUUCUCUGGGCGACGAGCAUGGCGAUCAUCGAAGGCGAUAACCUCGCACACUCGCACCGCUCGCUGCAGCGCUUCCAAUGGCACAUCGACCACGGCUUUCAAUGGCAUGCCUUUAUCUAUGUGCUGGGCGAACUGGCGGCCCGCCCGGUCGGGGAGGGGAAGGACGAAUCAUGGGCCCAGAUCGAGGACGUCCACAAGAAUCAUCCCAACUUCAUUUCCGACCGUCGAAAACCGCUCCAUCUCGCCAUCGGGAACCUGUGUCUCAAGGCGUGGCGUGCGCGCGAGAAAGCCCAGGCCGAAAGUCCCUCCGGCGGGACUUUGGCGAGGCUGAACCCUCCGCAGUUCAUCAUCCAGCUGCGGAAGCAGUGGGAAGCCAAGGCCAUGAAUUCCACCAAGUUGUCACAGCCAGGACCGUCCCAGUUCAAUCUUGUCCCUCAGGCCAAGGACAUGAAGCUGAAUGAGGCGCCCAACCAGUCACAGCCACGAUCGCAAUCGCAAUCGCAAUCGCGGCCGCAAUCAGAAUCGCAAUCACAAUCGCCACUGCAGUCACAUGCCGCGCAGCAACAACAACAGCAGCAGCAGCAGAGCCUGGCUACCUCACACCAGCAGCAACCGCAUCUCACCAACUCGGGCUCCGCCGCGUUCACAGGCACAAGCACGGGCUCCACGUUCCCCACCACGACAUAUUCGCCCAAUGACUUCUCCGUCAUGGAUGACCUGGCCAUGGACAUGGACUGGCAACGAUGGGACACGCUGCUCAACGACUUUGAGAUGCCCGUCCCCGCGGCCGGGCAGCCGUCGGCCGAGGCGAUGAACCCGGCGCAAUUGCAGUUCCUAGGCCAGUAUGGGCAGCAGGGGUACUCGUGGCCUUUGCCUGCUUACCGGGCGCAGUGA
This is a messenger RNA of Cladophialophora carrionii CBS 160.54, 3501 nucleotides long. Its product is annotated as mannose-6-phosphate isomerase, class I. The transcript is spliced from 6 exons. Gene Ontology annotation, biological process: DNA-templated transcription; carbohydrate metabolic process; regulation of DNA-templated transcription. Gene Ontology annotation, molecular function: DNA binding; mannose-6-phosphate isomerase activity; zinc ion binding. The record is from RefSeq and is a predicted model, not a curated record. Gene Ontology annotation, cellular component: cytosol. Bases 1 to 3501 code for a protein of 1166 amino acids. Lineage: Eukaryota; Fungi; Ascomycota; Eurotiomycetes; Chaetothyriales; Herpotrichiellaceae.